CAAAUGGCUUUGGUGUCCGCAAAAGUGUUCAGUGAUGGCUGUAGCGGCAGCUGCCACCAGAUGGCAGCAUAUUUGGCAUCCAAUACCCACGAGUCUGGAGUACGACUGGCUUCUGACGCUUGUCAUCCCAUGUGACGUCAGUCGUGGAAUCGUCCAGACAUGGAAUGAUAGGGGUGCAAAAGCGGAUAGUCUGACGAACUAACCCGGUCCAGAACCCGCCCAAGGCUUCGCAGGUAGUGUAGUGCCACAGAGAUGCUGGUUUUGUCACAUGUGUUAUCUCAUCGCGUUUAGACUUCACCCUUCUUCUUCUUCUCUCAAUAUGCACGACGAUAGA
This is a messenger RNA of Colletotrichum acutatum, 334 nucleotides long. RefSeq lists its product as uncharacterized. The record is from RefSeq and is a predicted model, not a curated record. NCBI's taxonomy places the organism in Eukaryota, Fungi, Ascomycota, Sordariomycetes, Glomerellales, Glomerellaceae. The transcript has a single exon. The coding region runs from base 35 to 202 and encodes 55 amino acids.